Molecule: messenger RNA, 4397 nt
Organism: Aethalodelphis obliquidens (Pacific white-sided dolphin)
Lineage: Eukaryota; Metazoa; Chordata; Mammalia; Artiodactyla; Delphinidae
Gene: SLC38A9
Product: solute carrier family 38 member 9
Exons: 15
Coding region: 649-2334 (561 amino acids)
Biological process (GO): amino acid transmembrane transport
Cellular component (GO): lysosomal membrane
Molecular function (GO): L-amino acid transmembrane transporter activity
Source: RefSeq, a predicted model, not a curated record
AGGCGGACUCUCAACCACUGCGCCACCAGGGAAGCCCAAGGGUCUUAUUACUAAAUGACUUAUCUUUGACAUUAAUAAUCUUGUAUCUGGGACUUCAGUGUCUUAAAGAUCAGAGGAUUGAAUGAAAUAGAAAUGAAUAUAUCUGUUUAUGUCAUUUUUUUGUAUUUAACUCCCUAUAUUAGUGUUAGUCUGUGGCAAAUUAGUGCUUAGGAAUAAUUAAAAUUUUACUUAAUCAUUGGUAGCACUAUUCUGUGUUACCAUCUAAGUAAUAUUAGCUAUGAAACUCCAAUUCACCUCUCAACCUAAUUCAUCAAACUUCAGUUUAUAGUUCUCAAGACUUUCAGAAAGGUAUCAAAUUUCCUUUGAAACAGCAUUCUGGGGGAAUUUGAAGUUCAGGUUACUUGACUAAUUGAGGCAACUGAAAAUGAUCUGUUUCCUUACAGUUCUUCAUAUUUACUUGAAUGUUAAUAAAUCUUUGAAAGGCACUAGGAACUUUGGACUCAUUCAUGAUUUAUUUUGAAUCAUUGAAAUAUCAUCAGUUUUCUGCUUGUUUGGAAUAAAAAGCUAAUUUGACAAUGCCACAAGAUUUCAGAUUCGCCCAGGACAAAUACAUGACUGACUUCUUCAGUGCUUAGAGUCUGAGAAAAAAUGGCAAAUAUGGAUAGUGAUUCUAGCCAUCUUCUCAUCCCUGAGGUAGAUAAUGAAAUAAAUCCUGGACCUAUGAAUAUCCAGUUUGAUUCAUCAGAUAUAAGAUCCAAAAGGCCUUUCUAUAUAGAGCCCACAAACAUCGUCAGUGUGAAUGAUGUCAUUCAGAGGGUUAGUGACCAUGCCUCUGCAAUGAACAAGAGGAUUCAUUACUACAGCCGGCUCACUGCUCCUGCAGACAAGGCACUGGUUGCCCCAGAUCAUGUAGUUCCAGCUCCAGAAGAGUGCUAUGUGUAUAGUCCAUUAGGUUCUGCUUAUAAACUUCAAAGUUGCACUGAAGGAUAUGGUAAAAACACCAGUUUAGUAACCAUUUUUAUGAUUUGGAAUACCAUGAUGGGAACAUCUAUACUAAGUAUUCCUUGGGGCAUAAAACAGGCUGGGUUUACUACUGGAAUGUGUGUCAUCAUGCUGAUGGGCCUUUUAACACUUUAUUGCUGCUACAGAGUGGUGAAAUCACGAACUAUCAUAUCAUCAGUGGAUACCACUACCUGGGAAUAUCCAGAUGUCUGCAGAUAUUAUUUUGGCUCCUUUGGGCAGUGGUCAAGUCUCCUUUGCUCCUUGGUGUCUCUUAUUGGAGCAAUGAUAGUGUAUUGGGUGCUUAUGUCUAAUUUUCUUUUUAAUACUGGAAAGUUUAUUUUUAACUUUAUUCAUCACAUUAAUGACACAGAUGCAAUACUGAGCACCAACGAUAGCAACCUUGUGAUUUGUCCAAGCGCCAGGAGUGAUGACCAUCCUGACAAUGGCUCUAUGAUUUUCUACACCAAUGACUCGGGACUCCAGCAGUUUGAAAAGUGGUGGAAUAAGUCCAAGACAGUGCCCUUUUACCUCAUGGGGCUCCUCCUGCCACUGCUUAAUUUCAAAUCUCCUUCAUUUUUUUCAAAAUUUAAUAUCCUAGGCACAGUGUCCGUUCUCUACUUGAUUUUUCUUGUCACCUUGAAGGCUAUUCACUUGGGAUUUCAUUUGGAGUUUCAUUGGUUUACGCCAACAGAAUUUUUUGUCCCAGAGAUAAGAUUUCAGUUUCCACAGCUGACUGGGGUGCUUACCCUUGCUUUCUUUAUUCAUAAUUGUAUUAUCACCCUCUUGAAGAACAACAAGAACCAAGAAAACAAUGUGAGGGACUUGUCCAUUGCUUAUAUACUGGUGACAUUAACUUAUUUCUAUAUUGGAGUCCUGGUUUUUGCUUCAUUUCCUUCACCACCAUUAUCCAAAGAUUGUAUAGAGCAGAAUUUUUUAGACAACUUCCCUAGCAGUGACAUCCUGUCCUUCAUUGCAAGGAUAUUCCUGCUGUUCCAGAUGAUGACUGUAUAUCCACUCCUAGGCUACUUGGCUCGUGUCCAGCUGUUGGGCCAUAUCUUCGGUGACGUUUAUCCUAGCAUUUUCCACGUGUUGAUUCUUAAUCUAGUUAUUGUGGGAGCUGGCGUGCUCAUGGCCUGUUUCUACCCAAACAUAGGAGGAAUCAUAAGAUAUUCAGGAGCAGCAUGUGGCCUGGCCUUUGUAUUCAUAUAUCCAUCUCUCAUCUAUAUAAUUUCCCUCUACCAAGAAGAGCGUCUAACAUGGCCUAAGUUAAUCUCUCACAUUUUCAUCAUUAUUUUGGGCCUGGCUAACCUAAUUGUUCAGUUUUUUAUGUGAAAUAGUCAACUGUCUUCUCCAGAUCUUUCAUGGUGUUUUGAACUCUGACAACAGUUCCACAUAAACUCACUUGUAAAUGCUGUUGUUGCUGUAAUUAUUAAUGUUUUCCUAAGGUAAUUUGAAACCAAGGGAAAUAGUGGUCCAUUAAUAAGUAAUUCGUGUUAGAAUGGGGAAAAGGGCAGUAAGAGUGGUCUUAAUCUCUUUACCAUUUUCAUAUUCACUCAUCUCUUCAUUCUCACUGUCUUUUCUGAGUAGAAAUGUAUGCCCCUAGGAAAAAUCAUGCUGGGUUUUGCUUUUAGAGAUGUAGGGUAGGUGUGUUUAUUCUGGCUACAAUAAUGAUUCUCAGAGUGUCAGAGCAACUAUGUUGCCAGAUCCCAUUUCUGUUUUAUGUUUCAGUUAUUCACUUUUAUUUUAUCACUUGCUAUAUCAUUUCUGCAGUUUGCCCAAACCUUCACUGUUUUAGACAGUAAACCAAAUACCUCAUUCUAAAAAAGAAGUGUCCAUGACAUCAGUGUUAGUAGAGUGAAUUCUUACGUGAGCCCUUAAUCUCUGUUUUAAAAAAGAAAGAAGGAAAAAAAAAAAAAAGCAAUGUCAGAACAGGCCCCAUGGUCAUGAAACUUAUGUAAAAUAAAGGAACUAGGAGAGAAUUUGUUGCUAUCUGACUCCUCUUUUGUUUCUAAUCCAGUUCCAGUUCCCCAAGCCACAUUUUGCACAGGAACAAGUAUUGUCCUCAUAGACCCAGGGGGCUCUUUGGCUUUUUGGACCUCUGAGGAUUGCAUAGGAUGUGAUGACAGGACCAGUGGGGAAGAAUAUAGGAAGCAUGGAAGAGAGGGAUAUAUGAGGUGUUAAGGGAAUAGAGAGGGGCCAGAAAGAGUGAGGCCUCCUUAAAAGUGUAUUCUCUGCUGAGGGUGAAAGUGAUUUCUUCAACACAGGAAAGGAUGACUUCUGUUCAAAGUAUGACCUCCAGAAGGAGACCCCCUCAACUUAACUUCUGUAACUGUCAGGGUAGCGGUUAAAUCCCCAAAAGAAAAACUACUUGGAUCUGAGAAAAGGAUUAGGGAAUCUGAAUUCUUUGAUUAACACUCUCUUCUUUUUCUUUCAAACUAAAAGCUAAACCAAAAUCUAAAUCCAUGUCUUUCAUGUAAUAUAGCCUCCAUGUUCAGCUGGAAAAGUUAGAUUUCUCUAAUUUUAUGGUAACAUUAAACAGUGUAUUGUGUUAAUACACAUCCCAAGAUAAUGUGUAGAUUUGUGUGAUUUUCCUUCCUUUGAGAAAGACAGGUGAAAUGGUUUUUUAAACCUGGUAAAGAGCCCCAGAUUCAAGACCAGCCAUUCUUCUUUUUAGCAGAGCUUUCUAUCUAGUCCAUAGACCCAUACCCAUACUGAUGAACUAUAUUGCCUAAAGCUCUUUUUUAAAAAGUCUCAUUAUGAAAAUUCUCAAGCAUACACAAAAGUAGAAAAAAAUAAUAUGAUAAAUCCCCCCAUACCCAUCCCCUACAUUUAGUAAUUAUAAGACUUUGCCACAUUUCUCACCUAUCCCCCUUUUUUUCUUUUCCACUGAAACAUUUUAAAGUCAAUCUUCAAGUUAUGUCAUUUCAUCUCUACAAACCUUAAUAUGCACUUGAACUUAGUUACGUUUAUUGAGGGAGACAGUCUCUCUGAAGUUGUUUGUUGUUGUUGUUAGCAGAAACUGCUGGUAGAAAUUAGGUAAUUAGAAAAUGCUGCGUUAUGUGUCUGGAUCCCGGUGCUAACCUCUCUUAGAACAGGAAUAUAAGGCGUGGAGAAAAUGUAUCUCUGUGCUUUUAUGACUUGAGGGUUUUGUUCAGUUAGAGACAUAGGAAUCAAAAGCCAGACCUUGAGAGAGCUUCCAGGCUUAAUCCUUGUUUAUCUCUAGUUGCCUCCCUUGUCUUUAAAAACUUCAGAGACAAAGUUGCAUUGCCUUUUUUCAAUGAUAUACUUGAAUGUUUUAACACACAGAAAAGUGAUUUGAUAUAUUUUUGUGCAUUUAAUAAUCAAAGUGAAUAUGAAAAUGAAUGCAUUAUUGAUUAAACUGAAAAGCAACGUGA